AUGGAGGACGAGAGCGAGCGGAAAAGCGCGGAUAGAGACAGAGCUCCAGCGGCAGCGGCAGGAGCGGCGGACGGCGAUGCGGGUUCCACGGCGCUGCCCGAAAGAGUGCAAGUGGGCGGCUCGCCUGUGUAUAAGAUGGAGCGGAAGCUGGGGAAGGGCGGAUUCGGGCAGGUGUACGUGGGUAGACGCGUCAGCGGCGGCACUGAGAGGGUUGGACCGAACGCUGUGGAGGUGGCAUUGAAGCUGGAGCACCGGAGCAGCAAGGGGUGCAACUAUGGCCCGCCCUACGAGUGGCAGGUGUACACCACACUGGGUGGCAGCCAUGGCGUGCCGAGAGUGCACUUCAAGGGGCGGCAGGGCGACUACUACAUCAUGGUGAUGGACCUGUUGGGGCCGAGCCUGUGGGACGUGUGGAACAACCACAACCAAGCCAUGUCAACGGAGAUGGUGGCGUGCAUAGCAGCGGAGGCACUCUCUAUUCUCGAGAAGGUGCACGAGCGAGGCUACGUGCAUGGAGAUGUGAAGCCCGAGAACUUUCUUCUCGGGCAGCCCGGGACUUCAGAGGAGAAAAAGCUGUACCUGGUUGACCUGGGCCUAGCAACGAGGUGGAGGGACAGCAACACAGGGCAGCACGUUGAGUAUGACCAACGACCAGACAUCUUCAGGGGCACGGUGCGCUACGCGGGAGUACACGCGCACUUGGGGCGCACAGGCAGCCGCAGGGAUGACCUGGAGUCACUGGCCUACACCCUCGUCUUCCUGCUGCGCGGGAGACUGCCCUGGCAAGGCUAUCAGGGCGACAACAAGGGCUUCCUGGUGUGCAAGAAGAAGAUGAGUACAUCCCCCGAGAUGCUGUGCUGCUUCUGCCCGCCGCCAUUCAAGCUGUUCCUUGAGUACGUGGUCAGCCUCAAGUUCGACGAGCGACCAGACUACGCCAAGUGCGCCGCCAUGUUCGACCCCAUCCUCAGCCCCAACCCGGCACUGCUGCCUCUCAAUACGGAGGGCGCGCGGUCUCUCAAGGUGCAGGUGGGGCAGAAGAGGGGGCGGGGCGAGGGGGGAGAGGAGGAGGCAGAGGAGGAUCAGCUGAGGAAGAAGAUCCGCCUCGGCAUGCCAGCUACCCAGUGGAUCUCCGUGUAUAGUGCAAGGCGGCCCAUGAAGCAGAGGUAUCACUACAACGUGGCCGACUCGCGCCUGGCACAGCACGUGGAGAAGGGCAACGAGGACGGGCUGCACAUCAGCAGCGUGGCAUCCUGUCAGAACCUCUGGGCGCUCAUCAUGGACGCGGGCACCAACUUCACCGCGCAGGUCUACGACCUCUCACACGUCUUCCUGCCCAAGGAGUGGAUAAUGGAGCAGUGGGAGAAGAACUUUUACAUCACAGCAGUGGCGGGCGCCAGCAACGGCAACUCCCUCGUGGUCAUGUCCAAAGGCACACCGUACACGCAGCAGUCGUACAAGGUCAGCGACAGCUUUCCCUUCAAGUGGAUCAACAAGAAGUGGCGGGAGGGCUUCUACGUGACCUCCAUGGCCACUGCUGGCAGCCGGUGGGGCGUCGUCAUGUCCCGCAAUGCAGGCUUCACUGACCAGGUGGUGGAGCUGGACUUCCUGUACCCCAGCGAGGGCAUUCACAGGCGGUGGGACAUGGGGUAUCGCAUCACGGCCACCGCGGCCACGUGGGACCAGGCCGCCUUCCUGCUCAGCGUGCCGCGCAGACGACCCGCCGACGAGACCCAGGAGACCUUGAGAACAUCGGCCUUCCCCAGCACCCACGUCAAGCCCAGUGGUCCACGGUCGGGGUGUUUGUUGCGUGAGGGGCACCCGGGUCAAGGUGAGCCAAGCUGUCAGACAGGUGUAUGUGUCCAUAACGUUCAUGAGAAUGCUGCAAAUCCUCAUUUACUAUUGGAGGUCCCUCGCUGA
Closterium sp. Yama58-4 is the source of this 1917-nucleotide messenger RNA. NCBI's taxonomy places the organism in Eukaryota, Viridiplantae, Streptophyta, Zygnematophyceae, Desmidiales, Closteriaceae. The record is from the annotation of a GenBank genome assembly.